AUGGCUGAAAAUGGUUCAUCAACACGUGAAUUAAAUAAACGACAUCGAAGUACUAGUAAAGAAAGGGAACAUCGUCAUCAUCGAUCACAUCGUGAUGGAAAUGAAAAAAAGCAUCGACAUUCAUCACCUAAAAGAUCAUCAAAAUCACCUGAACCAAAACGUCGACAACCUGAUGAAAUUACUAAAGUUAAAAGAUCCAAUCAUGAUGAUAAAGAAGAUGAAAAAACUGUAGGCAAUGGAACAACAACAAAUAAUGAUGAAAUUAAUAAUAGAAAUAUUAAAACAAAGCAAGUUCCACUUUCAUUGGAAGAAAUGGUUGAAAGAAAUAAAAAAGAACAAGAAGCAAUUUCAAAGCCGAAAUUUUUAACAAAACAAGAACGUGAAGCUGAAGCAUUACGACGUAGACAAGAAGAAGCUGAUUCUAUUCGUAAACGCAAUGAUGAAUUACGUAAGAAACAUGCUGAAUUUAGUAAAGAAGGUGAACAAGCAGCAAUUAAAGAUGAUCGAGAACGUGAACGACGUGAACGUGAACGCAAUCGUCAUCGAAAUGAUAAAGAAGAAGAAAAAGAACAACCAAAUGCCGAUGGAGAACGUGAAGAAGCAGCUGUUAAAGAACGAUAUCUUGGCAUUACUAAGAAAAAACGUAAAAUUCGUCGUUUAAAUGAUAAAAAAUUCGUAUUUGAUUGGGAUGCUGGUGAAGAUACUGCUGUUGAUUAUAAUCCAAUUUAUAAAGAAAAACAUGAAAUACAAUUUUUUGGUCGUGGUCAUAUAGCCGGUAUUGAUAUUAAUAAACAAAAGAAAGAUCAAUCAAAAUUUUAUGAAGGUCUUCUUGAAGAACGUCGUACACCAGGAGAAAAAAAUCGAGAAACAGCUCGUUUAAAAUCUGAUCAAGAUAAAGAUGAAAAACGUCGUCAUGAUGAACGUCAUUGGUCUGAUAAAACUUUAGAAGAAAUGGCUGAUCGUGAUUGGCGUAUAUUUAAAGAAGAUUAUUGUAUAACAACAAGAGGUGGAAAUAUUCCACAUCCAUUAAGAUCAUGGGAAGAAGGUAAUCUUGAAAAAGGUAUUCUCGAUGUUAUUAAACUUGCUGGCUAUAAAGAACCAUCACCCAUUCAACGGCAAGCAAUUCCAAUUGGUUUACAAAAUCGUGAUGUUAUAGGUAUUGCCGAAACUGGUUCUGGUAAAACAGCAGCAUUUCUUAUUCCUUUACUUGCUUGGAUUCGAUCAUUACCAAAAGUUGAAAGAUCGAUUGAUGCUGAUAAUGGACCAUAUGCACUUAUAUUAGCACCAGCUCGUGAAUUAGCACAACAAAUUGAAGAAGAAGCAGUUAAAUUUGGUAAACCAUUAGAUAUUAGUGUUGUUUCACUUAUUGGUGGUUUAUCUCGUGAAGAACAAGGUUUUAAACUUCGUCUUGGUUGUCAUAUUGUUAUAGGUACACCUGGUCGUCUUUUAGAUGUACUUGAAAAUCGUUAUUUAACAUUACAACAAUGUAGUUAUGUUAUUAUGGAUGAAGCUGAUCGAAUGAUAGAUAUGGGUUUUGAAGGUGAUGUUAAAAAGAUUCUUGAAUAUUUACCUGUUACAAAUCAAAAACCUGAUAAUGAACUUGCUGAAAUUUCAAAAAAUUUUUAUUCAAAAGAUAAAUAUCGUCAAACAGUCAUGUUUACAGCUACAAUGACACCAGCUAUUGAACGUUUAGCUCGAACAUAUCUUCGUCGUCCAGCAUCGGUUUAUAUUGGUGCAGUUGGUAAACCAACUCAACGUGUAGAACAAGUUGUUAUUAUGUGUUCAGAAAAUGAAAAAACGUAA
Adineta steineri is the source of this 1803-nucleotide messenger RNA. Lineage: Eukaryota; Metazoa; Rotifera; Eurotatoria; Adinetida; Adinetidae. The record is from the annotation of a GenBank genome assembly.